GAUUCGCACAGGAAGUGGCUGGAUUACACCGCUUUAAUCUCAUUAGGAUGCCAUGUGAGGCCAGGGGACUACAAAGAAUGGAAAAACACAAUCUCAGGUGGAAAGUACUCCUGUUUGGUUGUCUUUCUCGACGGCGUGUCAAAGGUCACAGUUUUUUUUUUAGGUAGCCGAAGAGAGAAUGAUUAACCGGACUGUCAAGCAGGGAGCGUGUGUUUGACAAGAGGUGACGGCCCGGAUGGCGGCGAGCAUCUGACCACGACACGGAGAUGUGCGAGAACACGGGACGCCACAAGAGCCGAUUGUCCCGUCCAUAAAAUAUGUUGUUUUUUUUUACUCAAGUGACUUUUACAAUGCAAACAUGCUAACGUCUUAAGGAUAAGAAGACGGAAGAAGUGGUAUUAACAACAAGAAUAACUAUUGCCUUCAACCCCAUCAUCGGGAAGCAAAGGGACGCAAAUUAUAUAAGAAUACACAAGGUCGCCAUGGCGUCGGCAGCCCUAGAGCUAAUGGGCUUCGUCUUGGGCUCGAUGGGGAUGCUGGGCACCCUGGUGGCCACGGUGCUCCCCUACUGGCAGAUCUCUGCGCACAUCGGCUCCAACAUCGUGACAGCGGUCGCCAACAUGAAGGGCCUGUGGAUGGAGUGCGUCUACCUGAGCACGGGCUCCUUCCAGUGCGACACCUACAACUCCAUCUUGGCGCUGACGGGUGACCUGCAGGCGUCGCGCGCCCUCAUGGUCAUCUCCUUGGUGCUGUCCGUGCUGGGGGUCUUCAUCUCAACUUUGGGGAUGCAGUGCACGGUCUGCCUCGAGGGCUCCGGGGCGGUCAAGAGUCGGGUUGCGGGGGCCGGAGGUGGCCUCUUCCUCACAGCGGGCUUCCUGGCGCUCAUCCCCCUGGCGUGGACCACGCACGAGGUGAUCCAGACUUUCUACAGUCCGACCGUGCCCACCAGUAUGAAGUUUGAGCUGGGCGAGUGCCUCUACCUGGGCCUGGCCUCCGCGCUGCUCUCCAUGCUCGGCGGCGGAAUGCUCAGCGCUUCCUGCUGCGAGGAGCAGGAGGGUGGCCGCGGGAGGAGGGGCGGUGGCUACCCUUACCCCGUCGGGGGCAGGGCUUCUCUGGGUACAGGGGUGCGCCACAACCCGCAGGCCUACCGGAACCCCACACUGCAGAUGGGAGGGAUAGGUACAGCCAGCAGGGGGCAGACACUGAUCCGAAGCGGGAGCGGAAGCUCGCACACGAGUACGCAUGGCGGCCAGACGGUCAAAAAACCCCCGGCAAAAGGGUAUGAUGUCACAGGGUACGUUUGAGGACAUUGGGAAAUGUGUCAACACCCCAACGCCACCAGACAAAAUGACUAUUUGAAAAAGAAAAAGGAAAUGUUUUGGGACUGUAUAAUUUUGUAAUAAAUACAUUUUG
Nerophis ophidion (straightnose pipefish) is the source of this 1413-nucleotide messenger RNA. It is a transcript of the gene cldn2, whose product is annotated as claudin 2. Lineage: Eukaryota; Metazoa; Chordata; Actinopteri; Syngnathiformes; Syngnathidae. Gene Ontology annotation, molecular function: structural molecule activity. The transcript is spliced from 2 exons. Gene Ontology annotation, cellular component: plasma membrane; bicellular tight junction. The record is from RefSeq and is a predicted model, not a curated record. Bases 483 to 1304 code for a protein of 273 amino acids. Gene Ontology annotation, biological process: cell adhesion; bicellular tight junction assembly.